This is a messenger RNA of Colossoma macropomum (tambaqui), 2622 nucleotides long. It is a transcript of the gene ddx31, whose product is annotated as DEAD (Asp-Glu-Ala-Asp) box polypeptide 31. The transcript has 21 exons. Gene Ontology annotation, molecular function: ATP binding; RNA helicase activity; nucleic acid binding. Bases 99 to 2291 code for a protein of 730 amino acids. Gene Ontology annotation, cellular component: nucleus. Gene Ontology annotation, biological process: ribosome biogenesis. Lineage: Eukaryota; Metazoa; Chordata; Actinopteri; Characiformes; Serrasalmidae. The record is from RefSeq and is a predicted model, not a curated record.
CUCGUGUGCUGUUUGCAGAAGGAGAGAAACACGUGGGAAUUUUCUGAGCUGAUGCUGUGGUGAAUUUCUCUAGAUACGUUGGUGUCUCGUUCAUUACCAUGGCUGAGGGCGUGUUGAUGCUCAACAUCUCAGAUCCUCCACCAUCAAUCCACCACACCUCCUCUCAGAAACAACACGGCUCACAGCACAGAUGGACAGAGAAAAAGUCUGGGACUGGGAAAAGGAAGGCUUCGUUUGGCAAUCCAGAGGACAACUCUGCUAAACAAAGGAAGACAAAUACCAGUGAUCAAGACCUAGACCCUAAGAAUAACACAGCACGUAGACACCAGCCAGCAUCCAAAUCAACAUUAAAACCAAAAGCAUCUCCAAAGAAAGGACAUGGAGAAGACAAGGGGCAUGACAGACCUUUUAUCAAGACAUCGUCUCUCUUCCGAAACAACCCUGAGAUCCCUGAGGUGGUCAGCCCUGCUGUAACCCAGGUGAAGGAGAAGGUCUUCACUAGUAACUCAUUUGAAGAGCUGGACCUGCAUCCUCAUUUGGUGGCGACACUCAAUAAGGUGUUCAGUGUGACCAGUAUGACCAGUGUGCAGAAGGAGACCAUCCCAGUUCUUAUGUCAGGGAAAGAUGCUGUUGUUCGGUCCCAAACAGGAUCAGGUAAAACACUGGCUUACGGAAUUCCUCUGGUCCAGUCCUUACAAGCUGUACAACCCAAAAUAAAGAGAUCAGAUGGGCCGCUGGCUAUAGUGAUUGUACCUACGAGAGAGCUGGCCCAGCAGAGCUUUCAAAUCUUCCAGAAGCUUUUAAAGCCCUUCACAUGGAUUGUACCUGGAGUCCUGAUGGGAGGAGAAAAGAGAAAAUCAGAGAAAGCCAGAUUGCGGAAGGGAAUAAACAUUCUGAUCUCCACCCCAGGCAGGCUGGUGGACCACAUCAAGAAUACUCUUAGUAUUGUGUUCAGUGCUGUUCGCUGGCUCGUUCUGGAUGAGGCAGACAGGACUCUGGACAUGGGUUUUGAGAAGGAUCUGACUGUAAUACUGAAUGCACUGAAUGCUGCUGGACCUGCUAGGCAGAACGUGCUGCUGUCUGCCACUCUCACUGAGGGGCUGUCGCGGUUAGCCAGCAUUAGUAUGACUGACCCAGUGUACAUCCAGGUCUCAGAUGUGGAUGGGAGUUUGAAGGCAGCAGAGCCCUCUCCCCAAACUGCCAUACAAUCUUCUGCUCCCCAGCCUGACCUGACCGACAGCUACGCUAUUCCUGACAAGCUACAGCAGCAUGUGGUGGUGGUGCCCAGUAAACUGCGCCUAGUCUGCCUCGCUGCAUUUAUACUGGCCAAGUGUAAGUUUGAGAAAAGUCAGAAGCUCAUCGUCUUCGUGUCCAGCUGUGAAGCAGUGGAGUUCCUGGUCACGCUCCUCUCUACUGUUUUGUGUGGCAAACCCAGCACCACAUCCAAACACCAGCCACCAGUCAACUUCCUCCGGCUCCAUGGCAACAUGCAACAAGAGGAGCGGAUGGAGGUGUUUCAGGAGUUCUCCCAGAGUAAGACUGGUGUCCUGCUGUGUACGGACGUGGCAGCACGUGGGUUGGAUCUUCCUCAGGUCACGUGGAUAAUACAGUAUAAUCCUCCCACUUCCGCUGCAGAAUAUGUGCAUCGUGUGGGCCGAACGGCACGCAUUGGAGCUAAGGGCAGUGGUCUCCUUUUUCUUACACCUUCUGAGACCACCUAUAUAGAUGUCCUGGCCAAGCACAACAUCAGCCUCCAUGAGAUGAAGAUGGACGACAUCUUGUCCACUCUGAAGCAGGACGAGCGGUUCAAAGGCAGGGGGAAAUGGGACAGUAGGAGAUCUGCAGGUGCGCGAGAGCAGGAGGUGCGAGAGAGGGCCACGGUUUUACAGACAGACUUUGAGAACUAUGUCCAUGGCAGUGCAGAGUCAGUGCAGGCUGCUAAGAAAGCCCUGCAGUCGUUUGUAAGAGCAUAUACGGCGUACCCCUCCGCUCUCAAACACAUCUUCCACAUCCGUAACCUCCACCUGGGUCACGCUGCCAAGAGCUUCGGCCUGAGGGACGCGCCCCAGGGUCUGUCCGCUGCCACGGCUAACAGCAAGGAGAAGAAAAAGGGCAAAGGAAAAGACAUUAAGAGACCCCUCAAAAAGCUCACGUCCAGAGAGCGAGUGGCCAGCCUGAUCCGCUCUGAGUACAGCAGUGGAUUAGAUGGGGAGUCCAAGUCCAAAAAGAAGAGGAAAAAGAAGAAAACGAACACAGAGAGCACAGAAGGGGAGGAUGUGAUGGAGCAGUAGAAAAGAACACUGUGCUGACCAUUUUAGCAAUGCAGGCCAGUGGAGCGGUGCUGCAAUAAAGACUGGGUCGAGUCGCAGGUGUUUAAGCCUAAUGCGGGACGUUUUUGCUUGAGCUACACCACGGCUGGGCAGCUGUGCAGCCCCAAAACUACUUCAGCUGUGUGCAGUACAGGAGCGUUCAUGAAGUUUUAAGACUGUAUGGAAUGUCUUGGUUGGUUUUGGACUUAAAAAAAUUAUGGUUUGUUUUUCAAUACUAUGUGUUAAUAAGUGGAAUAAUUAAUUGUUGAUAUGACCUUUGAAACAAAUAUGAAUAAACAACUGUUUUCCACAG